AAGAAAAAGAAAAAGAUAAGAACAUUUAUAUAUAUUCCCCUCAAAUCUCUCUCUGUCUCAAACUGUUUGUCUACAGACGACAAGUAGAUUCCUUUUUCUUUGCUUUCUCAGCAUCCAAUAAUUGUCAUGUUAUUUCUCCAUUUUAAUUCUUGUUUGUUUAUUUCCCGAGAAAAUUAUCUUGAUUUCCUCAUCCACUUCCUCUUCCCGGAGCUUGUUUUUUUUUUGAAGAACAAGAUCAAUAUUCAAGAUUUGAGUUUGAUGGAAUCAAGAAUGGAAGGAGAUGUGUAUUCUGGAUUUGGAGAGAGAUACCAAAUGGAUGGUAAAUUGUUGCAGAAUUUCCAGAAGAGCUUUGUUCAAGUUCAAGACAUUCUUGAUCAAAACCGGCUUUUGAUCAACGAGAUCAAUCAGAACCACGAGUCCAAACAAGCUGAUCACUUGGGAAGAAAUGUGGGUUUGAUAAGAGAGCUCAAUAACAAUAUCAGAACAGUGGCAAGUCUUUAUGGAGAUCUCUCUCAUUCUUUCGCUAGGUCGAUUGAUGCUUCAUCUGAAGGAGAAUCUACCGGGACAUUGAAAUCUGAUGGCAAGGCCAACAACCAGAAGAGAUUUAGAUCCGGGUAAUAUAACCAAUCUUGAUUUUGUAGAUUCAAAGCUAAUUUGAUUGUGGAUUAAGGAGUGUGUCAUGUUGUUGUUGUUGUGGUGGAACAGUUAUGACAUUAAUAUUGUGCUUUUCUUAAGGGUCUUCAAUAGUUUUGCUUAUGCAAUUUCUCUUGAAAUGUUAUCUACAUAAUGUUUAUGUCUUUGAUUCUGAGAUAAUAAAAGAAGUUUUUCUUUUGUUAGA
Molecule: messenger RNA, 838 nt
Organism: Arabidopsis lyrata subsp. lyrata
Lineage: Eukaryota; Viridiplantae; Streptophyta; Magnoliopsida; Brassicales; Brassicaceae
Product: protein ELF4-LIKE 2
Exons: 2
Coding region: 127-618 (163 amino acids)
Biological process (GO): entrainment of circadian clock; positive regulation of circadian rhythm
Source: RefSeq, a predicted model, not a curated record